AUGAACGAUAUCAAUAGCUCCAAGAAAGACAGGAAUACAUAGAGCAGCAAAAUGACUUUUAAAACUAAAAAUAUAGAAAUAAACAUUUCAAGUGAUGACGGCUUUGAUAUUGAGCAUCAGUAAUAACAUUAAGAAAGAGAGUCUGAAUCGGAAAAUGAACUUUAAUAAUAGUUUUAAAGACCUCAAUUCGCUCGGUAAACUGAUUAAAGGCCUCAAUAAAAGAGCAAAAAUUUGAAAGAAAACUAUGCUUACCCAUUACAGUAAAAUCAAUAUGAUGACAAAGAUGAUGGAGGUUAUGAACAAGAAGAUAGCAAUUUAAUUCAAAAUCGAGAUAACUACCCUAUUGAAGAUGAUGAAGAAGAGGAGUAAUCACAAUAUGAUGAACAAGAGCACUUAAUGAACAGACAGAUAAUUAUAAAUCGAAUGAAGGAUUAGAGAAAUAAAAUGAAAGGAAAUUAAGAUGAUCUUGAUGAAUAAGAACUACUUUCAAUGAGACAAUAAAAAUUAGAAAAUUCAAAAGGCAAGGCAAAUAAAAGGAGAAUGAACCAAGAAUAAGAUGACAGCAAUAUAAAUAAUCCAUUAGACGACACUAGGGUAGAUGAUGUAAACGGAGUAAUAGGCAAAUCUCAAAACCCAUUAAUUGACGAUAAUGUUUAGCAAAAGGAAUUCUUAACUUAAUUUGGGAGCUUAAAGUUGAUACUUGGAAUAAUACUUUUCUUUUCAUUAUUUUUGACAGUAUUUGGCUUUGUUGCUUAUGAACAAACUCGUUUCUCUAUUUUCUCCUGGAUUGCAACGAUGGUUGAAUAAGAUCUUCAAAGAAUAUAUUACUCAAACCUCUCAAGCACAUUUGGAUUUGAAGCACUUUUUAUUUUCUUCAAUCUAUCUGCAAUUCUGAUGUCGAUUAUGGUAUUUCUGGGUAUCGCAUCAGCAAUAAGUCUUAAUUCUGCAAUGGCUGCUCUUGAAUCAAUGCAUGGCGGAGCUUUUGAUGAAUGGGAGUAACAUUUUGGAAAAGGAACUCAGCUAGAAUCAAUCUAGCUUUUGACAAAGGCUUUUUUCAUAAUUGCAAGUUUUUCAUGCCUUUUAAUAUCACUUUUAUUGUUGGUUGUAUUUAUAAGGGGAAUCGAGAUAGGCUCAACUUAACACUCCAACAGGAUUACAGCAACUUUUUAUACUUUUAACAAUGUUUUAUUACCUCUACUUUUGAUGGCUUUAGUAUAUGUUACUGUUAAUGCUAAUAAAGAAGUGACAAGUUUGCCUGUUAUUGGUGAUAGAUUUUUCCCAUAUGCCCAAAGUAGUUUAGUAUCUUAUUAUGCAGAUAGUUUUGACUCAUAUUAUGAAAUUAACUGGGGAAAGCUGAUGAUUCAUGUUAAUAAAAACUAUUAUAAUGUAGAUGAUAUGAAUUGCUAUGGCGGUAAAUAUGUCAACAAUUUUAAUUCUACCUCAUUCUAUAACCUUAAGUGCGACAACAAAAAUGAAAUUGCCUAUAUUUGGGAAAAUGAGUAUUCCAAAAAUAUUUAAGAUUAAAACAUAUUAUAUGGCUGCAUAAAUUAAAGUUGCAAAGCUGUUUUUGGUUAGUGGGUAAGCUCUACUAUUAAGUAUCUAGCACUAAUUGGAUUUACAACAUCUGCAGUUUGUUUAAUAAUGAUUGGCAUUAGUGUAAAUAUUUGGAAAAAAUUGGCAAAUGGAUCUGAUAGAAUAAUGUGGCAUAACAAGGGAAUAGAAUUCAUGUUUCUUGGACUCUCUUUUCUAAUAAUUUUUGUGCUGGCUUUUAUGAUUGCCUUUGAAACCCCUGAUCCACCCGAAAUCUUUCCUUUCGCUACUGAAUAACCUAGAGAAAUCUAUAAUUCUCAGUAUGAAGUAAAUAUUGAAUCUAUAAAUAUUAGAAAAGAACUAUUAGAAGUAAAUUAGGGGUCAUUUCCUGUAUAUGGUAUCCAAAUUGCAGAGGAUUAGUCUUAGUGUAAACCUGACUGCUAACCUUUAUUAUACUAUGUGGAGUUAAGUACUCAGGAUGGAAAAAUAAAGAUUGAUUCGAAUGAAGAUAAGAAUAUGUAUAACUAGUAAAAGAAUAUGGAAUCCAAUUUAGUCUUCAAUAGCACUAAUGGAAUGUAAUCAAACAAUGCAUAUGUAGUGGCAUUUUACGGAAGUUUUAAAGAUGUCAACAAUGCUCUUAAUAAUCUAUUAUUUGAACCUAAUUGCCCAAUUAAAUCUGGAUUAUCUAUUUCAAUCAAAGUCAAUACUCAAGGUGAAAAUGGAAAUGAAGCAAAUGGAUAAAUGGUAUCUGCAGCUGCUGGUUAAGUUGUAGAAGUUAGAGGACCUGGAGUAUUUUCAAUUAUAGAUUCAAACUAUGCUGAUGAGACACUUCAACCUGGAAUCUAAAGUUGUGAAUAAAAGACAACGAUAACAGAUAUUAAUGGUGAAUUUGUUAUGGAAUUCCCUGUCAUGAAAAACAAUCUAGCCUAUUAAGUUUCAUUCGCUUUUGAAAAUGCUAAUUUUAAGUCCUCACAAAAGAUCAUACAGUUUGGAGGAAUUGUGUUUGAAAAAGAAAAAUAUUUCCAAACCUAUUUGAUAAGGAAAAAUGUUGACAUUCUUUCUUACUAUUCCUCUUAACUUAUUGAUGCAAGCACUUUUAAUCCUAUUAGUAAAGCUAAAGUAUCCAUAUUUGAGGGUGGAAAUACAACUAAGAUAGAAAGAUAACAGGCCUUAUCAGUUAUGGUACCUGAUUUUAAUGGAACUUUUGAGCUAUUCAAUCUAUUCCCAGGAUAGAUAAUGAUUAAUGUAAAUGACUCAACUGGCUAAUAUAUGCCUUACUUAGAAUCAAACGUUUUCCUGCUGGGAGACAAAUACUCCAGUAAGAGUCAUUUUAGAGACAUCUUCUUGAAUGAUGCUAAAGAUGAUCAGUAUUAAGUUAGACUAGUACUCACAUGGCUAUCAUAAGACCAAUCAAAAGCUUCUAUUAAAAACAGAGACCUAGACUUGUUUGUUGACUUCUAGCUAAAAGACAAGUUUGUCUGCUCAGUUGGCUUUUACAAUCCAUUGUGCUAGGGAGUAAUAGGAAACUUCGACAGCUAAAACUAGAGACCUGAGGUUAGAAACGCUGAAACUGUGACAUUUAAUGCUAUUGGCGAAUACCAAUACUUAGUAUAUGUUGGAGAAUACCUUGAUAAGCAGAUAUUGUCCCAAUAGUAAAUAUAGGACACAGAAGCAAGAAUAGAUCUUUACAUCAGAGGCUAAAACUAUGGUCCUGUAGCUAAGUUUUAUGUUCCAUACACUAAAACUGCAGUCAGUUAGGGAAACUCUAAGCCUUAUAGAUACUGGGGAGUAUUUUGCUUUGACGGCUCUCUAAGUCUCAAUAAAAUAGUCUCAUUAGGUUACCUAGGCUUUGAAAAGCCUAUUCCAAGUCUUUGCUAAAUAAACAACAUAUGA
Molecule: messenger RNA, 3423 nt
Organism: Stylonychia lemnae
Lineage: Eukaryota; Ciliophora; Spirotrichea; Sporadotrichida; Oxytrichidae
Source: the annotation of a GenBank genome assembly